Olea europaea var. sylvestris is the source of this 818-nucleotide messenger RNA. RefSeq lists its product as uncharacterized. Lineage: Eukaryota; Viridiplantae; Streptophyta; Magnoliopsida; Lamiales; Oleaceae. The record is from RefSeq and is a predicted model, not a curated record. The transcript has a single exon. The coding region runs from base 90 to 662 and encodes 190 amino acids.
AGCCAUUCAUUCAUUUGGAUAAGAUAUUUGCUAAAUCCCAAUACAAGUUUUAUGAUUCAAUCAGAAAUUAAACAUUGUGGAAACAAGCCAUGAAAACUCUCAGCAUUCUUCAACAAACACCUUUACACAUUACAAAAUCAACGCCAUGGUGGAAGAGGCGGAGUAACCCAUUCCUCCACCAGCUUCACUGCAAAAACCCACAAAAUUGGCGGCAGCUGCAAGCCGGAGCAAAGGGCUUUGGUGGGACAUCAUCAUCAUCAUCCUCAUCAUCUACAACCAAUAUACAAGAGCAGCCAAAAGAUAAACAAAAACCUGGCGGAAAAAGUUACAGGAAAACCGAAGACAACGAUGACAAAAUACCUGAUGCGGUUUGGGAGAGGAUGAUUUCAAGAAUCUUGUUCUAUGUGGGGGUACCGUUGAUUACGGGUUUUGCUUUGCUGCAAGUUUUGGGUGCAUUGAAAGAACAAAAACUAUGGGAUGUACCAAAUUGGGUGCCAUUUUUGACAAGUUUUGUUACUUUUGGAAGUUCAGCACUUGGAAUUGCUUAUGGGACAUUAUCUACAAGUUGGGAUAUAGAGAAAGAAGGUUCGUUUCUUGGAUUUGAACAGGCUCAAAAAAAUUGGGAUGAGGUGUGGAAAGAAGAAGAUGAAAAUAAUAUGUAAUCAAGCUUAUUCAAAUCAAUGGAAUAGUUUCCUACAAAUCACACAAUAUUGAAAUUGUUGUACACUAAGAAUGUACAAUUAGUAUAAUCUAUGUGUAAUAGUAUAUAUACACGGAACAUUUUGAGCCCACUUUUGAUUUAUGAAAAUUUGUUUAUC